AUGGCAGCAGCUUCCAAGGCGUCUCUGCAUGUGUACGGAGGUUUCCCCACCGAGAAACAGGCUUUGUCGAGAGAGUGUCCGUUCCACCUUCAAGGCUGGGCUAUGUCAACUAUUACCCCAUCCGUUCUCUGCUUGGCGGGGGAGACCAAAGCUAGCGAAACUAGAGACUCUGUUAUCGCGGCCGAGGAUGGAUGCCCACAGUGGAGCAUAGUAGCACGGAGCCGGCCGGAGUUGGCUAUCGAUGCAUCCCGCAUAGUUCCCCGCAGUUGGAACUAA
Molecule: messenger RNA, 276 nt
Organism: Colletotrichum lupini
Lineage: Eukaryota; Fungi; Ascomycota; Sordariomycetes; Glomerellales; Glomerellaceae
Exons: 4
Coding region: 1-276 (91 amino acids)
Source: RefSeq, a predicted model, not a curated record